This is a messenger RNA of Melampsora larici-populina 98AG31, 468 nucleotides long. RefSeq lists its product as uncharacterized. The record is from RefSeq and is a predicted model, not a curated record. The coding region runs from base 1 to 468 and encodes 155 amino acids. NCBI's taxonomy places the organism in Eukaryota, Fungi, Basidiomycota, Pucciniomycetes, Pucciniales, Melampsoraceae. The transcript is spliced from 5 exons.
AUGACUAAAUCUCACCCUGCCGUCGCGCAAGUCUUCUACAUCUCUGGGAUUUUCUACCAAGUAACAGACUCACUUCCGGCCAAUACCUGUACACCUGUGUUCCAAACGCCGCCCUUGUCACAGAAUUCGGAAGCAGAGUCUCGAGGCGCUUCUACAUCAAUGGACCCAACCAAGACCUUGAGAUCCGUCCACCAAAAUCUGCCGCCUUUACACAAAUCAGAAGUACAAUUUCGAGGCCCGUCUACAUCAUUGCAUCCAAUUAACUCCUUAACACUGGAUCAUCACACCCUGCCCGCGUCAUACAAUUCGAAACACCAACUUCAAGGCUGCUCCUCAUCCGCUUGCAACUCUGAACCUACUGCAGGUAACAGUGAAGCUUAUUUGGCACAUGGAAUUCAUAGCGAUUUCCCACACUUAUUCACCAGUAGCUCAGCCAGGACCAUCACAACUAAGAAUCACCAUUUUUGA